AUGUCGCGCGACAUCGAAGUGACGCACGACUCCCGUGUUGCAGAGAGCGCAUCAGCUGCGCCUGAUCGGCUCGAGGAAAUGCAGCCACAUGCCAGCACGGGGACGGGGCACUUCCGGGGGAACCUGGUGGGAAACCGAGGCAUUAACACAGCAGAUGGCGGCAUUAAUGGACAGAUUGACCCCGAUGUUAAACAACCGUAUGACAUCAACACCCACAACCCCAAGAUCUCCAGCAACACCAUAGUCAAUGCCACAGCCGUUACCAAUGCCACCACCCUAUCCUAUGCCACCACCUUGUCCUAUACCACCCCCAUCACCACCUCUACCACCACCACCAUCACCACCUCCACCACCACCGGCACCUCCAACUCCACCACUACCUGUACCACAGCAGCCGCCUCGGAUACGCCAACCGAAUCCAAGAAAUGA
Messenger RNA from Ochlerotatus camptorhynchus, 429 nucleotides. RefSeq lists its product as uncharacterized. The transcript is spliced from 2 exons. NCBI's taxonomy places the organism in Eukaryota, Metazoa, Arthropoda, Insecta, Diptera, Culicidae. The record is from RefSeq and is a predicted model, not a curated record. The coding region runs from base 1 to 429 and encodes 142 amino acids.